Messenger RNA from Dovyalis caffra, 1086 nucleotides. NCBI's taxonomy places the organism in Eukaryota, Viridiplantae, Streptophyta, Magnoliopsida, Malpighiales, Salicaceae. The record is from the annotation of a GenBank genome assembly.
AUGGAGGGCGGCGCAGGAAGAGGUUUGGAAUGCCAGAAGAUCAUGGAUGGGAAGGCGAAUGACGUGAAUGGUUCAGAGAAGGCUAUUCCUUCUUGUUGCUUUAAGGCUAGGGCUUCUGCCUCUGAGCUUGAUGCAAAAUGCCAUUCUACUGUUGUUUCUGGGUGGUUCUCAGAAUCUCAUUCUUGCUCUGGUAAAGCUAGCAAAAGGGUUUACUUCAACAACCCCAUGUGGCCUGGAGAAGCACAUACAUUGGAAGUGAAAGAGAUUUUAUACAAGGGAAAGUCAGAGUACCAAGAGGUCUUGGUUUUUGAGUCAACAUCAUACGGGAAAGUGCUUGUUCUUGAUGGUAUUGUUCAAUUGACUGAGAAAGAUGAAUGUGCAUACCAGGAGAUGAUCACUCAUCUUCCCCUUUGUUCAAUUCGAUCUCCCAAAAAUGUUUUGGUUGUUGGUGGUGGUGAUGGUGGUGUUCUUAGGGAAAUUUCUCGUCAUAGUUCUGCAGAGCAGAUAGAUAUAUGUGAAAUAGAUCAGAUGGUUAUAGAUGUGUCUAAGAAGUUUUUCCCACAAUUGUCUGUUGGAUUUGAGGAUCCCCGUGUCCGACUUCAUGUUGGUGAUGCUGUAGAAUUUCUCCAGUCAACUCCUAAAGGGAAGUAUGAUGCUAUCAUUGUUGAUUCAUCAGACCCUGUAGGUCCUGCGCAAGAGCUUGUUGAGAAGCCAUUUUUCGAGACAAUAGCUAGAGCAUUAAGGCCUGGCGGUGUCCUCUGUAACAUGGCAGAAAGUAUGUGGCUUCAUACACAUCUUAUUCAGGAUAUGAUCUCUAUUUGCCGUGAAACAUUUAAGGGUUCUGUUCAUUAUGCCUGGGCAAGUGUUCCAACAUAUCCAAGUGGUGUGAUCGGAUUUGUCCUGUGCUCAACAGAGGGCCCGCCUGUUGAUUUCUUGAAUCCUGUCAAUCCUAUCGAGAAGUUAGAAGGAGCUACCAAGCAUAAAAGAGAACUCAAGUACUAUAAUUCUGAGGUUCACUCAGCUGCCUUUGCAUUGCCAACAUUUUUAAGAAGGGAGGUGAGCUUACUCCGGGAUCAAGGGAGGUGA